Molecule: messenger RNA, 4809 nt
Organism: Schistosoma rodhaini
Lineage: Eukaryota; Metazoa; Platyhelminthes; Trematoda; Strigeidida; Schistosomatidae
Source: the annotation of a GenBank genome assembly
GACAACGAUGAUCGAACACAGAGAGACGUCUAGCAUCCUCAACUCGGAGAGGCCAGGUUUCACAAGCAUAGAGCAAAACUGCUCUCACCGACGCGUUGUAGAUCCGACCUUUUACGGCCAGACUAACAUCACGAAGGCGCCAAAGAUGGCCCAGAUUGGCAUAAGCCACUCUGGCUUUCAUUAUACGUGCAUCGAUCUCAUCACUCACGCCACCACCAGCACUUAUAUAGCUACCUAGAUACACUAACUUCUGUAGACUUGAAUCAAUGAAUGAAAUUAUGAACUCUAUUGACGAUAAUAUCCCUGGUAGACUUGAAUCACUGUACUGAGCUGCGUUUUAUACAUUACUUUCUGUCUUUCUCAUGAUCUUGACUUGUUCCUCUCCAUCUUUACCCUUGUUAAUACCAACCUUUUUACAAAUUUCGCUUCCUAUUAAUUUAUCACUGCGUUGUUUAUGUUUUGUACCGACUUUAACUAAUGCACUCAUCAGUGUGUUCAGUCCAACUUUAGACAUGCAUUACGGGGAACUCACCUAAUAGCUUCUAAUGUUUGGGAUGUAUAUGAACAAUUGUCUGCUUGUACUAAUUCUUUUCUGAUUUUAUAAUUUCAGUGCGCCCAACAGGUUCUGACUUAUUCAGGUUUACAUGGCUGCUAUUCAUCAAAUCUCGAGCAAGUUUUCCAGCAGUUACCGAUGAUUUAGUCAAUUCUUAUCAUUUACUAGCCUGCUGUUUGGACUGGACUCUUGGUGCAGUUAUGCUUUCCAGAAGACGUGAUUUGAUCAAUAUGGAGCAAAAUGGUUUGCCUAGAGAUUUUUUAACUUCAGUUGCUCAAAACAAAACUUGGUGUCCACCUCAUGAUGAGCCAACUUGUAUGCUACGCCCAAUAUGUGAAGAUAAUGAUGUUAAUUACGUUGAAUGUAAGACUGUGAAAGAACACUUUUUCCGACCAUUUAUGCUAAGGUUGAUUGAAAAGGUUAGUAUUGUGUAUCUCAAAAGUUAUGCUUCAGAGAAUCAAUCUUGAGUACAGUUAUGUAUUUACGCGAUUGCAAAUGUAUUUAGCUCACUCUGGACUUGCAGCGUCAUAUAUUAUUUUAAAGAUAUAAGCAUUUUCAGUUAUUAGUACAUCAUAUGACUUGAUGUGUAAAAAUAAAAGUCGCUUAAUUGUAUUGAAUAAUAUAAAUACUUUUGUGUUAUGUAUUAUAUUGCUUAAAGAUUUUGGACUUAUGUAGUGUACUAAGUAUAUCGGGUACAUCGGGUAUAGAUUUCGAAAUUUAUAACCAAUGAAAUUAAAGACUAAAAACCGUACAGUAAAAACCAGUUACUGAUGCAUAGUCCAAUUAUAAUAGAAAAAUCUCAAUGCCAGUAUUCCAAACAACUGGGCUUCUGUUUUAUUUGUUUAGAGUCUCGCUUAUUACGUAUGUAUUCAAACAAAUCUUCCCCACUACUUACAAGUGAGUGUGUUAGUAGUAUAUCUUAUUAGUUUAUCAUACUCGUGAUAGAGAUUAUGACAUUUGUAUACCAUGUCUGGAUUUUUUCAAUGGAGACUGUAGGUUGCUUCAAAAGUUGCUCAACUGAUAGAAAUGUCAGUUUGAAUUGCGUGAAUGAUGCAUAUUUGUAAAUUGUUGGACUCAAUAGUUUGUCUGAUAAUUAUCAUUUCUAUGAAACAGUUUGUACAAGUCCUAUAUCCUGAGCGCGAAUCGUUUACUUGUUUCGUUUUUUUAAAGAUUCAAGUGGCCUCUCACUUGAGUGAAAAUGUCUAAUCUGCAAUUUCAUUUGUGUAACAUUUUCAGUGCCCACUGUUUAGUCCUAGAAAUAUGUUUUCAAAAUGUGUUGUGCAAUAAAUACAGGCGUUUGCAAUAUUUUUUUUAAGGAUUUGAUCAAACUUCACCCUUCAGUUCUUGGGAGUUUAUUAGAACAGGAAAAUUUCGAAAUAACAAUUCAAAAUUUGAACAAUAAUUAUGAGGAAUACAUUAUCGGUACAGGAGACUUUGAUGAACGUAUUUAUCUGAGCCCGAAUGCAUCAGAAGAAAUUGGAUCAAUUGGAGAAAGUACUGUUCAGUCUGAUUUCCAUCUACCUGUCGGUCUAACACCAUCUGCACGCCGUUAUAUGCUCGAAGUUAGUAACUCUGGUUUUGGAGGUUUCACUGAGACCACGCGGCGUGGUAAUGCGAAUGCUGGUGCUAUCAGUCGUCUUAAUGGAGGUGUUAAUUUUAGCAAUCCUGAAGCUCGAAGCCAAAAUCUCAAUCAAUUACAAAUUUUGUUAAAUGGUCGAAACAAUGAGCCAUGUGAAUCUUUAGUCCAUCUUAUCAAUGCACAUUGUUCUGUAUCACCACUCUCUACAAUUCGUGAAAGAUUGGAUAAUUUAGGUGAACAAUUUCAACGAGCUUAUGCUGGGUUAAAAUCAGUCAAUAGUAGUGGAGUAACAAUAACAUCAACAACAAAUAAUUUAGCAAUUUCGGCUGCACAACAACGAUUACAAUUAUGUUAUCCACUAUAUUAUAUGGCUUUAGAAAAUAUUCUCUUAGAUGAAAUUCGUAGAAUUGAAAAAAGACUAACUACUACUACUAAUUCACUCUCCAGUUCAAAUAAUUCAAAUCAAAUACGUUGUAGUCGUCCUGAUCUUACCACACUAUUAACCCAAGAUACAUUCCAUCGGGCUUUAUUCAUUUGUUGCAUGGAAAUAGUUAUGUUGAGUUGUGAUCCACCAAACCAUCAUUUUCCAUGGAUAUUAGAAGCGUUAAAUCUUGAUUCAGUUCAAUUCUAUAAAGUCAUCGAAGUUUUAGUUCGUAGUCUAGAUUUACCGCGUGAAAUUGUUAAAUAUCUGAAUCAAGUUGUUGAAUUUAUUCUAGAUUCAUAUGCAUGGCGUACGAACUCUUCAAUAUGGUCAGUACUGAAAGCAACCGGACGAGCUCCAUCUAUUGAAGAAGUUAUACCUCCUGAAAAACUUGAUCAAGGUUCUAAUGGUUUUUACACAAGAAAUGCCACUACUAUAUCUCCUGGUCAAAAAUUAUUAACUUCUAAUGUAAUAUCUACCAAAAAUAUAAAACUCUCACCAAGUUCUUAUGCUAAACAACCUCGUCUUACAAGUAGUAACAAUAAUAAUAGUAGUAAUAGUAUUACAUCUAAAGUAUCAGUUAGUCGGCAACAAAAUAUUGAAUUUUCAACAAAUCAACCUGGUAUCUAUCGUCUACUUUCAUCGGGAGUUGAAGAUGAAUCUGCUCAAGCAGCAGCUCAACUACUCGCAAGUGGAGCUACUGAUUCAGUUAAUAUGGAUUCUGGUCUUCUCGGAACACCAGACGAUGUUGGCAUCAAUCAGGAUAAUGUGAAUAUUGAUGUGAAACCGAUAACAGAGCAAUUAGUUGAUGAUUAUAUUGUAAACACUGCAGUUACUGUGACUAGCGCUACUAACACAGUUAACAGUAGUAGUAAUAGUACUGUUGUUACGUCUGGUUCAGGCGAUACAAUUAAUUAUUUUCCUGUUCGACAUGAUUCAAUUGCCAUAUUUUUUCGACAAACUUAUCAAGUGGCCAGUUUGCGUUUAAGAGAUUUAUGCGAACGUUUAAGUCUUACUCGUGAACUUAUGGCAAAAAUUUGGACAUGUAUAGAACAAGUAAUUGUACAUGAAACUGAAUUGCUUAGAGAUCGCUGUUUAGAUCAAGUUAUAAUGUGUUGCAUUUAUGGUAUAUGCAAGCUUGUUCUCUAUCGUCCACUUACAUUUGUUGAUAUAGUUCAAGUAUAUAGAAUGCAACCUCAAUCUUAUCGAGAUAUAUAUCGUCGUGUACUCAUCAACCGAGUUUCUUAUGGUCGUGGCAAUACGGAAGAACGCGGCGAUUUGUCUCGAUUUUACAAUGUUAUUUUUUUACCACAAAUGAAAGACUUCAUUAAAAAGGCAGCAUCUGUACGUUCUACAUAUAAUGAGACAGAUCCUAAUUGUCGAACAGGACAUCAUUCAUUAGGCUCUGAUUCAACUGAUGAUAACACUGUAUUGAAUCAAUGGACACUUCAUCCAUCACUAUCCCCAAUGCCUAUGCUUGUAAAUAAUUUAGCUUCAAAUACUGCUGCGGCCCUGAAUUUAGGUCUUGAUCCAGCAACUACAUCGGGAGAUAUAAUGCAAGCUAGGCGUCUAGCCAGUAAUCGUAAUAUAUUCAUCAGUCCAGUUAAACAACAAGUAAAUCUAUCUCCGAAAAAAGUUAUUUUUACAGUUGGUCGAAGUACUGGUAAAGAUUUACAAGAUGUUAAUCUAAUGAUAAGCUCUGCUGAACGUCGUGCAUCAAUGGCCAAUUUAACAAUGGGUUUAAAACGUCCAGCAGGUAGUGGCAGUACAACCACCACAUAUGUAGCUAAUUCAUCUCCAUUCACAGUCACUUCUGGAACAAGUUCAUCACGUACAGUCACAUUAGUCGGUCCAGGUGGAUUCACUACAAAACGAAUAGAUUUUGAUAUGUGAACAUUAAUUCAAUCGACAUUGUAUUAUUAUUGUCAGUAUCACGGCUAUUUUAUUAUACUUGCAUUUUUUUUCUUUUUUUGAAAGUAAAAAAAAUAAAAAUUAAACAUUCACUAAUUCAUUGUUUCGUUUAAAUUAUCUCCCUGUGAACAAAAAAUAUCUCUAUAUAAAUGAUAACAAGAAUUUUGGGAAAAGAAAGAAACCCAUUUACUUUCUUUUUGCUGGAAAUUUUUUUCUCAUAUUAAAGAAUAAUUCUUGUACAUAAUGGAAAUAAUAAUAUUUAACUCUAGUGUAUUAUUAUAGCAUUCCUUGUAUGUAUAAUGUUUAUAUAUUGAUCGGUUAUUAUUAAUGUUAUGUUUCUUUUUU